This is a messenger RNA of Acanthoscelides obtectus, 4155 nucleotides long. NCBI's taxonomy places the organism in Eukaryota, Metazoa, Arthropoda, Insecta, Coleoptera, Chrysomelidae. The record is from the annotation of a GenBank genome assembly.
AUAAACACUCUGGUAGAAAAGCAAUCGCGGAUAGCUACGGCUGCAGAGCUUUCAGAUCGAUAUGGUGUAUGAUGGUGGCCCCACUCCGAAAUCGCGCUUAAAGCCGGCCACUGUCAUCAAAGCACUUCUGUUUCGCGCGGUCCGCAGUAUCACGGUGUGUUAGCAGGAAAUCCGAAUCGCAGCUGCAGGAUUUAAUUUGCUGUCCGGCCCGAAUACGCGCGGUAUCAUUGUUAUCUUUCAAUUUGAACACUUGUGCAGUGCUUAAAUUCUCGCGCGGUACAUUGUUUAAUAGCAAGCGAUGGAGGCUAAUCAGUUUAAGGACUUUGGCAAGGAGAUGAUUGACUACGUAGCCAGUUAUCUUGAGAAUGUAAGAGAAAGACGAGUUCUUCCAACAGUGGAACCUGGAUACUUGCGGCCUUUGAUUCCAGAAAAAGCUCCAGAUAAACCGGAUAAAUGGCAGAAUGUUUUGGCAGAUGUGGAGAAAGUCAUCAUGCCAGGUGUAACACACUGGCAUUCACCUAGAUUUCACGCGUAUUUCCCAACGGCCAAUUCGUAUCCAGCCAUAGUCGCAGAUAUUCUGAGUGGUGCAAUCGCGUGCAUCGGUUUCACUUGGAUCGCAAGUCCAGCAUGUACAGAAUUGGAAGUGGUGAUGAUGGACUGGCUUGGCCAGAUGUUGGGCCUUCCGGACGAGUUCUUGGCAAAAUCUGGAGGCCGAGGAGGCGGUGUGAUACAAGGCACAGCUAGUGAAGCCACGUUGGUAGCACUGCUUGGAGCCAAGGCGAAAGCUUUGGCCAGGGUUAAGAAGGAGAAGCCCCAUAUGUCGGAUGCUGAGAUUGUUGGAAACUUGGUUGCAUAUGCUUCAGCACAAAGUCAUUCAUCUGUGGAACGAGCAGGACUAUUGGGUGGAGUAAGAAUGAGAGCACUAGAAUCUGACGAGAACAACAAACUUCGUGGUGAAACCUUAGAGAAAGCAAUUAAAGAAGAUUUGGAGGCUGGAUUGAUUCCUUUUUUUGCUGUGAAUACCUUAGGGACAACUUCAUCAUGUGCAUUCGAUCGACUUGAUGAACUGGGACCAGUUUGUAACGAGUACAAUUUGUGGCUUCAUAUUGAUGCUGCUUAUGCUGGAUCUGCCUUUGUUUGUCCCGAAUACAGAUAUCUGAUGGCAGGCAUCGAGAAAGCAGAUUCGUUCAACUUCAACCCCCACAAAUGGUUGCUGGUGAACUUUGACUGUUCAGCAAUGUGGCUGAAGGACCCGUCAUGGCUGGUCAAUGCGUUCAAUGUGGAUCCGCUCUAUUUGAAACACGAGCAACAAGGCUCUGCCCCUGACUACCGACACUGGCAAAUUCCCCUCGGCAGGAGAUUCAGAGCUCUGAAGUUGUGGUUCGUCCUGAGAUUGUACGGGGUUGAGAACCUCCAGGCUCAUAUCAGGAAGCAGAUUGGGCUUGCUCACUAUUACGAGUCCUUAGUCAGGACCGACGACAGAUUCGAGAUCACCGAAGAAGUCCUGAUGGGCUUGGUAUGCUUCAGACUAAAAGGAACCAACGAACUAAACGAGGCUUACAUCAAAAGAAUCAAUGGAAGAGGACUAAUACACUUAGUACCGUCCAAGAUUAGAGACACCUUCUUCCUUAGAUUGGCUAUUUGCUCCAGAUUCACUGAGAAAGCUGAUAUUGAUGUAUCUUGGAAGGAGAUCAAGGAUACUGCUGACGAAAUAUUGAACAACAAUCACUGCAACAACCAUAAUCAUGUUAACCACAAAUAAGGGAGGUUACCUAUUAUGAGCUAAGGAUAUUGUAUUAUAAUGGAUUAUUUAUUCAAGUUUAGCUAAAAAGAUCACUGCGUGUUGUUAUAGAUAUGACAAUAAAAUACAGUAAGUUAUGAGAUCAUAAGGAUUCUAUAGAAUUAUUAAAUAUACAGGGUGUAAACGUUAUGAUAGUCAUUAUUUAAAUGGGUGAUAGAGGGGGUUAAAAGAAGCAAAAAGUUUCAUAUAACAUGGGGGUCAAAACGGCGUUUUUUUUAGAGAAAAACGACUUUAAAGUAAUAUAAAAUCUGACGCCGUAAUGCCAGACGCAAAUUACGACGGAACGCAGUAUAAAUAAAGAUGGAGUUUGUUAUUUUUGGCUCUUAGCUAUUAUUUCAUUAUUUGAUAAUGUACUCGUAAAAUGCAAACAAUUAAAAAAACGGACUUACCACUAACUGUCUCAGCGCUUCACAUGGUGUGUGAAAGUUUAUUGAACGUAUUAAACAAUCCACUUAUAAAUAGGGAACACAAUUAUGAUACCUACACUGCACUUUUUUGUAUUUAAAGAAGGUGUUCAAAAUGUCGUCCUCCACUUUCCACACAAGCUUCAUUACGAUGAACCCAGUUUGUUCUUACUCUGGGUCUUCGAAGUUGUCCAUUUAUUAUUUAAGCCGCAUUAAAUUUUUUUUCGCGUUGUGCUUCAGUUGUUAUUGGACCAGCCCCAUAAACCAUCUCUUUAAGUUCUCCCCAAUACCAGAAAUCCAUCGGAUUAGGAUCAGGAGAUCUUGCUGGCCUUUUUUUUGGAGCUGGAGCAUUUCGACUGAUCUAGCGAUUUGGAUAAUAUUCAUUCAAAUACUGAAUGACGCCUCUAAAAGUGUGUGGUGGUGCCCCGUCAUGAAGAAACCACAAAUUCUAUCUCCGUUGUAAUGGCAUGUUGUCUAAGGUCUGUUCCAGGAGUUCUGGUAGAUUAUUGGCUAGAAAGCUAAGGUAUCCUUCUCCUGACAACUUUGGGGGUAACUCGAAAGGGCCAAUCACCUGAUCGUCAGAAUACCCACCCAAAUAUUUAUUUUAAAACGUUGUUGGAAAUGACCUUCACGAAUGAUAUGAGGAUUUUCUUGGGCCCACGUGUGGGUAUUAUGGAAAUUUAAUAUCCCGUCUUGCGUAAAAGUACAUUCGUCCGUCGGUAGAAUGUUUAAAAAAAACGGAUUUUCAAUGUUUUUGUGCAGAAACCACUGACAGAAUGUUAGUCUGCGAGGAUAGUCUUCUGGUAACAAGGCCUGCACUCGUUGUACAUGGCAGGGAUAAAGCAAAUUUUCCCGCAGGAUUCUAUGGAUAUGCGAUAGUCCUACGCGGCGGCCUAAUUCCCGAGUGCUGAUAUCUGCAUUGAUUUCCACGAUAUUUAAAAUUUAUUCCUCCUGCUCUACAGUAACCUGUCUUUCAGGAGUACGAAUAUUAGUGAGCUGAACACUUCCUGUAUCUUGAAGUCUUUGGUACACUUGAACAAAUGUCCUUCUGUCUGGGUGUACCCGUUGGCGAAAUCUGUCGCGAUACAUUUGAGCUGCAAGAUUUGAAUUCUGACGAGCUUCACCGUAGACUAACAACAUGUCGGCGAGUGCUUGAUUCGAGAACAUUUUAAAUAAACACGACGACGUACGCGAACAAUAACUAACCACUGUUACCGUUUGCGAUCGAUUGCCGGUUCGAUAAGAGUGAUGCAUGACCGACGCGCUGUUGUCAUGUUUUAAAUAUUUAAUUUAAUUAAACUUACUUACUGACUACAAAUUUUGGCUUAGCUUAGAAAAACUUAAUGCCAUUUAUUUGUUAAUUACCCAAUUUAAAAAUGUUUUAGAUUAGAUUAUAAAAAUUAGUAAGAUUGUGGUGAUUGUGGUCGAUAUAAGUUGUAAACUAUAAAGCCAUUUAGACAAAAAUCUUUCGACUUUCGGACCAUGGAUCAUAUGAACUUUUUGACUUGUUUUGACCCCUCCUAUUACCCAUUUCAAUAAUGACUACCAUAACGUUUAUGUAUAGCUUGUAAAUUAGAGGUAAUCAACGAAAGUUAUCCAAUACCUUUUAAUCAUAAAAGGUAUUGUCUGAGUUACCUCUUACAGCUAAAGUUAAGUACUACUUGCUUCCCAUCAAACAAUACAAAAUUUCUCUACGCUCUAUGCUUUUAAAAUUAAAUAAAUUUUCAUGGUAUUAUAAAGCAAUCUUUAGAAGGAUGAUUUAGUGUCAUAUGAUGUAUGUUUUGACUUUGUUAUUAUUUAAUCUCAGGUGUUUAAAAGUUACUUCAAACAAACGAUUGAUAUGUGCUAUGGAAAAUACUUAAAAUGUAAAUAUAUAGAAUAUUAUUGAGGAAUGGACCAAUAUUGAUAACGCAAUACAAUGAAAUGUACUCCAUAAAAGAUAAAUAUAUU